CUGGCCCUGGCUCGUAAAGGGCGGACCCUAAGGACCCCAAGCGGUUCAGUGCUUCCCGAGUCUCUGCGGAAGAGCCACUGCAGAAGUGGACUCUACCACAGGCGCCUCCUCGACGUCGUCGUCCUUCGCCAUUGCUCAACGGAACAGGUGAUGUUUGCACAGCCAUGGCGGAAACCCCACAAAAACCAACCGUACAAUCUUCAAGAAAACUAAAGCAACCCCCUCAAUUAAACCCCAAAAUGUCACCUUCAGCCUCUAUUGUCCCGCCGACCCCACAAAGCCUAACUCCUCGCCGAUCCUCUAGGCGAAUCCCUGCGCCAGAAACCGUAGCCCCUCGGAGAUCAUCGCGACGACAAAUAUCACUGGGGUUUAAUCAAAACACUCCUGAAAAAGCAAAUGAUAAUGUCGAAAAUUCCACCACAAAGAGCCCGGUAUCUGCUAGAAGGCGGGAGAGGUUGAAGUGUUCGUUCUCUCCAGUCUCGCCUGACCAAUCCGAUGCCAGGAAGAGAAAGAGAGGCGACAAGGCAAAGGUGGUUAAAACCAGGGGUGGGAUUUUGAGGAAUGUAAAUGGUGAGAAGAAGAAGAAGCGGGUGUAUUAUAAGAAGGUUGUGUAUGAUCAAGGUGAGUUUGAGGUUGGAGAUGAUGUGUAUGUGAGGAGGAGGGAAGGGGUGAGCUCGGAUGAGGAGGAUCCUGAGCUCGAGGAGUGUCGAGCGUGCUUUAAAGCUGGGAGGGCUGUGAUGAUAGAGUGUGAUGAUUGUUUGGGUGGGUUCCAUUUGAAAUGCUUGAAGCCACCCCUGAAGGAGGUUCCAGAAGGGGAUUGGAUUUGUGAGUUUUGUGAAGCUCGAAAAAUGGGCAAGUCAAUAGAGUUUCCGACGCCUCCGAAGGGGAAGAAGCUGAUGAGAUCAGCAAGAGAGAAGCUUCUUUGUAGUGAUUUAUGGGCUGCUCAUAUUGAAAGUCUAUGGAAAGAGGUGGACAAUACGUAUUGGUGUAAGGUGCGCUGGUAUAUAAUUCCCGAAGAGACUGCAGCGGGAAGGCAACCUCAUAAUCUGAGGAGGGAACUUUAUGGCACCAAUGAUUUUGCUGAUAUUGAGAUGGAAUGCAUUCUUAGGCAUUGUUAUGUCAUGAACCCAAAAGAUUUUGCGAAGGCCAACAAUGAAGGGGAUGAUGUCUUUCUAUGUGAAUAUGAAUAUGACAUACAUUGGCUGAGUUUUAAGCGUCUCGCAGAUAUUGAUAAGUGUGAAGAGGAUAAGGAAGAACCUGACAGUGAUGAAGAUUGGAAUUCUUGCAAGGAUUCAGAAUCUGAUACAGAAGAGGACAUGGCAUGCGAAGAGCAGAACAUGAAAAAUUUAGUCAUGAGACCUUCCUCGGCUCAUGAAUUAGCUGCAAACUCAAGGAAGGGAUGGAUCUUUGGACUCCAGAAAAUAGGGACUAAAAAAAUUCCAGCGCAUGUGAGAUGCCAAAAGCCAACUGAACUUGAAAGAGCAAAAGCAACACUUAUGUUGUCGACUUUGCCCAACUUCCAACCUUGCAGAAACAAAGAAAUGGAGGAGAUAACUGCAUUUAUAAAAGGUGCCAUCUGUGAUUAUCAGUGUCUGGGACGCUGCCUUUAUGUUCAUGGUGUGCCUGGAACUGGCAAGACAAUGAGUGUUCUUGCAGUAAUGAGGAAUCUGAGGUCUGAAGUUGAUGCAGGAAGUAUAAAACCCUACUGUUUUGUGGAGAUUAAUGGUCUAAAAUUGCCUUCGCCAGAAAAUAUUUACAGGGUUAUAUAUGAAGCAUUAAGUGGACAUAGGGUAGGUUGGAAAAAGGCUCUCCACUUGUUGAAUGCACGAUUUUCAGAUGUAAACAGCGUAGGCAAAGAGGAUAAUCGGCCUUGUAUUCUACUAAUCGAUGAACUUGAUCUUCUUGUAACAAAAAAUCAGUCGGUUCUAUAUAACAUCCUUGACUGGCCUACUAAGCCACAUUCCAAAUUGGUUGUGAUAGGCAUAGCAAAUACUAUGGAUCUUCCAGAGAAGUUGCUUCCACGCAUUUCUAGCCGUAUGGGAAUUCAAAGGGUUUGCUUUGGACCCUAUAAUUACCAACAACUUCAGGAAAUCAUUUCAAGUCGCCUUAGAGGAAUUGAAGCAUUUGAAAAACAAGCUAUAGAAUUUGCUUCAAGAAAGGUAGCAGCUAUUUCAGGAGAUGCACGUCGCGCUCUAGAGAUAUGUAGGCGUGCAGCAGAACUUAAAGAUUUUUGUAUUAAGAAACUAGGCUCUCUUUCCAAUUCUGCAUCUGCAGGUAGAGCCCUUGUUGGUAUGGCGGAGGUUGAAGCAGCAAUACAGGAAAUGUUCCAGGCACCUCAUAUUCAAGUAAUGAAAAGUUGUUGCAAAUUUAGUAAAAUAUUCUUGACAGCUAUGGUGCAUGAGCUUUAUAAAACCGGAAUGGGUGAAACUACCUUUGAAAAGUUGGCAAUUGUAGUUUCAUGUCUCUGUACGAGCAAUGGAGUAGCAUUUCCUGGGUGGGAUACACUCCUGAAAGUUGGCUGUAAGUUGGGUGAAUGCAGAAUCAUUAUCUGUGAAGCGGGAGCAAGACACAGGUUGCAAAAAUUGCAGCUCAAUUUUCCAAGUGACGAUGUUGCAUUUGCAUUGAAAGGCAGCAAGGAGAUUCCUUGGUUAGCUAAGUAUUUGUGAUUUUAAAAUUUAGAUAAACAUAUUAAAGUUUUGAUUUCAUAUUCUCACUUGUAUUAAUAUUUAUUCUACUCAAUGGAUGUUGCAUCCUUAUUUUUGAUCCCAUUUUAUUUUUUAUUUCUUUAUAAUAUUGUAUUAUGUAAUCGUCAUCAAAGAUGAAUCCUUUUGUUGAUGGUAAUCUCAUUUUCAUAUGUAAAAGCUCUUGGGUUUUUUCCUUUCCAUAAUAUUCAUCUAAACUCUUGGCUUA
Molecule: messenger RNA, 2910 nt
Organism: Malania oleifera
Lineage: Eukaryota; Viridiplantae; Streptophyta; Magnoliopsida; Santalales; Ximeniaceae
Product: origin of replication complex subunit 1B-like
Exons: 16
Coding region: 165-2666 (833 amino acids)
Biological process (GO): mitotic DNA replication checkpoint signaling; DNA replication initiation
Cellular component (GO): nuclear origin of replication recognition complex
Molecular function (GO): chromatin binding; ATP binding; DNA replication origin binding
Source: RefSeq, a predicted model, not a curated record